AUGCAGGCCCGCAGCAAGUCGCGGCUCUACAAGAUCGCCGGUGCCAUCCUCUUCCUGCUCACUGCCGCUUACUUCUUCUUUGGAAGAAGCAGAACUGGUCAGCUCGACACGGCCAUGUGCAAGGCGCCCUUCGACAGCGGCAAGCCAUUGACGCAGUACGUCCUCAUGGUCGAUGCCGGCAGCACAGGGUCUCGCAUACAUGUAUACAAGUUCAAUAACUGCCAGGAAGUGCCAGUGCUGGAGCAUGAAGCAUUCAAGAUGAUCAAUCCAGGUUUGUCGAGCUUCAAGGAGGAUGCACAAGGCGCGGCGCAUAGUCUAGAUCCACUACUUGACCUCGCGCUUGCAUCUGUGCCUAAGCAUCUGCAGAGCUGCUCUCCAAUCGCCGUCAAAGCUACAGCUGGACUGCGACUCUUGGGUGCAGAGAUGAGUGACAAGAUUCUGGAUGCAGUCAAGGCACAUCUGGAGGACUACCCCUUCCCAGUCAUUCAAGACGGUGUAGGCAUCAUGGAUGGCAAGGAUGAGGGCGUGUACGCUUGGAUCACUACUAAUUACCUGCUUGGCAACAUUGGCAGCGCAGACAAAACUCCCACAGCAGCAGUCUUUGACUUGGGCGGCGGCUCAACACAGAUUGUGUUUGAACCAGAGGCUGAUGUGGUCGACAUGCAUGAAGGCGAUCACAAAUACAAGCUGCAGUAUGGUGGCCGCGAAUUUUUGCUCUACCAGCACUCGCACCUCGGAUAUGGCUUGAUGGAGGCGCGCAAGGCAAUCCACCAAGAAGUACAAAAGACGGGCGGUGUCCAUCCAUGCUUCGCUCCAGGCACAACGAUGGAGGUGCAGCUCGCGGGCAAAGUGACUUUCACAGGUGCAGCGUCCAAUGGUGCAGCACAAUGCAGAUUCCUUGCUGAAAAGAUUCUCAAUAAGCAGGGCCUGUGCAAUCUGGCGCCGUGUUCAUUCAACGGCAUCUACCAGCCAGCGCUUGCGUCCUUCAAGGGCGAGGCCUUUGUCUUCUCCUACUUUCAUGACCGUCUCAAGCCGCUUGGUGUCCCGAGCUCAUUCACCGUGGGCGAUGUCAUGGCUUUGACGGAGCAAGUGUGUGCAGGCAAGGAUGGUUGGCAACAAUUUUCCGCCAUUGACGGUGCAUUAGCGGCACUGGAGGAGGAGCCAAACUACUGUCUGGAUCUGUCCUUCAUGGUCUCGCUGCUGCACCACGGCUACGAAAUGCCCGUCGACCGGCGCCUACGGACAGCCAAGAAGAUUAAGGACAACGAGCUGGGUUGGUGCCUGGGAGCUUCUCUGCCACUGCUGGACGCUGGCACAGGCGGCUGGUCAUGCCGCGUGACUGAGAUUCACUAG
Messenger RNA from Protomyces lactucae-debilis, 1353 nucleotides. RefSeq names its product nucleoside phosphatase GDA1/CD39. Gene Ontology annotation, molecular function: UDP phosphatase activity; GDP phosphatase activity. Gene Ontology annotation, cellular component: membrane; Golgi apparatus. Gene Ontology annotation, biological process: nucleoside diphosphate catabolic process; protein N-linked glycosylation. The transcript has a single exon. NCBI's taxonomy places the organism in Eukaryota, Fungi, Ascomycota, Taphrinomycetes, Taphrinales, Protomycetaceae. The record is from RefSeq and is a predicted model, not a curated record. The coding region runs from base 1 to 1353 and encodes 450 amino acids.